Molecule: messenger RNA, 1640 nt
Organism: Mugil cephalus (flathead mullet)
Lineage: Eukaryota; Metazoa; Chordata; Actinopteri; Mugiliformes; Mugilidae
Product: receptor-type tyrosine-protein phosphatase C-like
Exons: 11
Coding region: 48-1640 (530 amino acids)
Molecular function (GO): protein binding
Source: RefSeq, a predicted model, not a curated record
CCAGACUCUGUUUACAGUUUUAAUGCUGUAAGAAACAUGAUGAAAUCAUGACGUCUCAGUUUAGUGUCAUGUCAGGUAAGACUGUUGGCAGUAGAGGUUUUCUGUCUGAAGGUGACCUCCAACAUGCUCUCUAUCCUGCAGACAUCACUUCUCCUACAAGCAUCUCAAACACAACCACUUUUCCUGCAAACACUUCAUCCAUCCUCCAGCCAACCUCUCUAACAGACAGAACUCAAAACCAGACCUCACCUCCAGUCACCAAGGAGAAAACCACCACCAAAGACUCAACACGUCCAGAGUGUUCUUACACUGUUACACCCAUCAAGUUUGGUUUCAAAAUUACAGUGAUGAACUUCAUCACUGGAAACUACAACAUCAGUAUUUCUGAAGUGAACGGAUCAGAGACAAAGACGUACACUGAGUUCCUCGAUGAAAACUCAUCACGUGAAAUCAAACACCUGAAGCCCUGUACUGACUAUGAGCACAGAGUUACUUUCAUUGACAGUGAUGGAAAUGAAACACUCUGUGACUCUGACCAAGAUGUGACUAGAACUUCUACAUUGAGUGAAGGUGACAUUAAAGAUGUCAGCUGCAUGUCUGGAUUUGUUUGUUACCAAAGUGACUGGGACAUCAACUCAUACCUGUCAACACCAGAUAAGAUUCAAUGUAACAGAGAAACACAAAUUAAAACAUGGUGUGUCAAACCUGGUUACGAGGACAUUUGCUCAGAUUUUACUUCAACCUUCACGUGUGGGAGCUCUUCUUUUAGUCGCACCACAUUCAUCUCUCUUGAUCCAAGUGACAUAAAUCAGACUGCUCCCACUGACCUUCCUGCAGAAAUUAAACCAGUGUUUCCACCAAAGUGUCAGAAUCUCACCGUUGAUUACACCUGUUCAGAAAGUGGAAAAGUCAACGACUACAAGAAACUGUCUGAGCUGGAGCCCUUCACAGAAUACAGCUGUACUGGUCAGAUCAAGAAGAACAACAUCUUCAUAAAUAAAACAACUCCACCCAUUAGAGUUAAUAUUGACUGUGGUUUUGAAAUAACCACUGUGAGCAAAAACCCAACUCAAACUUCCAUUGAGCUGAGCUGGACAACAACUAGUGACAACUGUCAACGUGUCCUCCACACACUUGAGAAGCUUUCUCAUGAGUGUAGCUGUCAUGAAACCUACAGUCAUAAACCUACUCAAAUCAAACCCAUCUACAACAACAAGGAGGUCGGUCAAGGACAAGAGGUUAAAGAGAUGACUCUGCCUGGAAUACCAGCAGAUAUUCGAGACAUGUCUGUGAUUCAACCAGAGAAUAAUGUGAUUAUAGUGACCUGUAAAUAUUCUGGUCGUUUCAAUGGACCUAAGAGGAAAUACAUAGCACGUCUCAGUAAUGGUGUCACAUUGGAGAAGGACAAAUGUGAGUUUGAAUUCAGAGAGCUGAGCUACUCUACGAGCUAUGAAGUGAAGGUGACUGUCUUGAAUGGAGUCUAUGAGAGUAAUCCCACAAUAAAAACAGUGACCACCCUCUACAAUGAUAAAGCUGUCAUCAGAUUUUUCGUCUUCCUCAUCAUCAUCAUCUCAUGUGUGGUGCUGGUUGUGGUGUUCUACAAGAUUUACAAACGAAAGCACAGAAACUCCACAAAGUAA